UCAAGAUUAUUGUGCAAAAUUAGUAGCUUUCAUUGCAAUUGUCGACUAAGAUUAACGUUCUGAAGCAGACUGACAGUUUAUUGUUAGAAGCAUUGUUAAUGUAGUCCCCUGCCUACAUCUCAGGAAGAACAAUCGAAGUCGCCUGAGCAGGUGGUGACAGUCACAGGAGGAGUUUGGUGGGGGUUUUCUGAGGGUGAACGCGGAGUCUCUCGAGAUGGCAGCCAGUAAAAGCAAGAACCAGAGUUCCCUGGCCCUGCACAAGGUCAUCAUGGUGGGAAGUGGCGGCGUGGGCAAGUCUGCCCUCACCCUCCAGUUCAUGUACGACGAGUUUGUAGAGGACUAUGAGCCCACUAAGGCAGACAGCUACAGGAAGAAGGUGGUGCUGGACGGGGAGGAGGUCCAGAUCGACAUCCUGGACACGGCGGGCCAGGAGGACUACGCCGCCAUCAGGGACAACUACUUCCGCAGCGGAGAGGGGUUCCUGCUAGUCUUCUCCAUCACCGAGCACGAGUCCUUCACUGCUACCGCAGAGUUCAGGGAGCAGAUCCUGCGGGUGAAGGCGGAGGAGGAUAAGAUCCCUCUGCUGCUGGUGGGCAACAAGUCGGACCUGGAGGACCGGCGGCAGGUGAUGGUGGACGAGGCGCGGGGGAAGGCAGAGGAGUGGAACGUCCAGUACGUGGAGACUUCCGCCAAGACGCGCGCCAACGUCGACAAGGUGUUUUUCGACCUCAUGAGGGAGGUGAGAUCCAAAAAGAUGUCGGAAAACAAGGACAAAAACGGCAAGGGAAAGAACAAAAAGAAGAAGAGCUUCAAGGAGAGGUGCUGUUUACUCUAAACGCCUCCCCAUGGACCUUACGAGCCCCCCCCAGCAACCCCCUCCAAUUCAAACACCACUGAGGAAUAAGCUCAACCACAGAGCCUGUUUCAUCUGUAAAUGACAACAAAAAAAGAAAAAUUAGAUUUUUUUUUAUAUAUAAUGCUUAAGGUAGGUCUCAAUGUCUGGUCUCAGCUUUUUUGUUUUUCAUUUUAAAAAAAAAAAUCCAAAUCCAGUUUCUUACUUUUUAAAAAUAAGGACAGUGACCACUGUAUGUUGACUUUGUGAAAGAAACUGUGGCACUUUAGGGCCUUCGCUGUAACAUGGAGGUGACCAACACUAACAGACCCCCCCCUGUAAAUGACCCUGCUCGACAAAAAAAAAAAAAGAUAUUGGUGAAAUGUUCCCUCUUCUUUAUGGUCUUACCAAAUCCAUUACACAUGCCAUAUAUUAGUUAACUUAUGCAAAAGAAAAUGUCUUCUGGGUCUUGUCAUCAACACUAAAAUUCUCGAUCGCUUUGCCUGGCUAACAGCAAAUCAGCAGGUCGGCCUUUUAUUUCCCUUCCUCUGGCUCUAAUCUGCUAAUGCUAACGCAGAAACGCUAAAGGUCAGUGUCAUCGCUUUUAUGACCUCACUUCCUCAGUCACGAUGCACAGGAUGUUGAGUAUAUUCAAAUGCUCGUCCAGCCCAGGAGCCCUCUUGCCCACAUAGAUGCUGGACGAUGCUCGCUCUCUUUCUCUCUCUCUCUGUCUGUCCGUCUCUUAGAUGGGAAACAUCAGACGAGAAACGCCUUUCUGUACCAAACAGCCUUUGUUUUUGUUUAUUUGUCUUUCUUACAGUUGGAGAAAUAUGUAAUCAACCCAGGGUCAGUUUUAGCUUAGCAGCUGACUCUGGUCCAAGUCCUGUCCUGAUCUGCCGCUGAUCCAACUCUGGUUCUGGUGCAGUUCUUACCCUGAGCCCGAUCUGGUAUUGAAGCUGCCCUAAUCAGGCGGGAAUCUAGCCAUGAUCCUGCUGUGAAUUAGAUCAGGUGGUCUGAUGAAUGACCUCCAGAUCAUGCCCCUUUCCCAUUCAGAGUUAGCUGCUUACUGAGAGAGUUUCCAGGAAGCUUAGUUUUUGGCAGAGGCAGGGCAGCUAAGGUGCCGUGCCCCCCCCACCCACCCCCCUCUAUUAUUAAAGGAUGACCGUAACACAGAGGCCUUUCAUGGACGCUGAGUUCACUUCUAUUCUAAGGUGCUUCAGUUGUGAAUGCUGAUUUCUGAGAACUUUUGGCCGCACUGGUCACGUUGCUCCCCCUGGUGGCCAAAACAAGAUAACAACCUACAGCUGGGAAUCGUGGGUUGGAAAGAAUUGCUCAAACUGAGUUUUGUAGGAACUUUUUUUCUCCCUUUAAAUUUGCCUGAAUCAUAUGCCUCACUUUUUAAAAAGCGCUAUUGCCCAUCAGACUCUUCACUCCCUUUUGUUGAACUGUGAAAUCAAAUAGCCUUGCUGAUGACCGUCUGUUGCAAGAUAUUUUUGUAGGAAGCGUGCUAUGUUGCCAACAUCGUGAUGUGAUGAAGGUGGCAUCCACUCCCAAGAUGAGUGCCAUUAAGAACAGCAGGUUCUUUUUAGGGAGAACUUUUUUGGGAGUGCAUGCCAUCAAAAACUGCAAAUUCAACUGCAACUGCAGUUGCAAAAAUUUUCUGAAUGUGUCUGUACAAAUGGUUGGACUGUGGUUUCGUCAAUCUAACGGAUGUGUUGUCUGGCUUUUGUUUGGGAGCCAUGUUGAGGUGGUCAGGUUUAGUGUGCCCUGCCUUGUGGAGUUGCAACACUUGUCAUUGUACUUGUUUUUAUAACUGAUUGAGUCUGUUUGCUUGACGUGAGCUUGAUGACAAUUUAUGUUCUUUUUUCUCUCUCGGUCCCUUUUUCUCCCCCUAACUGGCUAUUAAAAGGAAAAAGAUGUCAAAAACAUGUUGCCAAAUAAACACUUUUCUUUCUUUGUA
Alosa sapidissima (American shad) is the source of this 2792-nucleotide messenger RNA. Its product is annotated as ras-related protein ralB-B. Lineage: Eukaryota; Metazoa; Chordata; Actinopteri; Clupeiformes; Clupeidae. The record is from RefSeq and is a predicted model, not a curated record. Gene Ontology annotation, cellular component: plasma membrane. The transcript has 5 exons. Gene Ontology annotation, molecular function: GDP binding; GTPase activity; GTP binding. Bases 215 to 835 code for a protein of 206 amino acids. Gene Ontology annotation, biological process: Ras protein signal transduction.